Molecule: messenger RNA, 1178 nt
Organism: Trifolium pratense (red clover)
Lineage: Eukaryota; Viridiplantae; Streptophyta; Magnoliopsida; Fabales; Fabaceae
Product: peptide methionine sulfoxide reductase A1-like
Exons: 4
Coding region: 67-933 (288 amino acids)
Molecular function (GO): peptide-methionine (S)-S-oxide reductase activity
Source: RefSeq, a predicted model, not a curated record
GACCGAAUCCUCAUCUCUUUGUUCAUUCAUUCAUUCAUUCACUACCACUCUCACUUGGGGUUCAAGAUGAGAAUUUGUGGAGCAGGUAUGGUGUUCAUAUUUUGGAUUUCUUUUAUGUCUCUACAGUGUUUUAUUAACAAUUCAGUAUUAUCUUCAACCAGCAGUGCCUUUAGUACCACGUCCAGCUCAUUGCAAGUGUUCAUUUCUUCUUCCUUCUCUACUCCUGCCAAAACCAAGUUUCUACCCUCAAUUUCUAGAUUUUCUCUCAAGCGUUCCUGCUCCUUUUCACCAACCCGUCCCCAUUUUACUGUGACCAAACCCUUCAUGAACCUUUUCAACAAACUUGGAUUUGGCAGCGGAAGGGCAUCGGAGAGCCUGGAUUCAACCAUUCCUCAGGGACCAGAUGACGAUAUCCCAGCACCUGGCCAGCAGUUUGCUCAGUUUGGGGCUGGCUGCUUUUGGGGUGUUGAAUUGGUCUUCCAGAGGGUGCCUGGUGUGUCUAAGACAGAGGUUGGUUACACCCAAGGGCUUGUGCACAAUCCUACUUAUGAAGAUGUGUGUUCGGGGACCACAAACCACUCAGAGGUUGUAAGGGUCCAAUAUGAUCCCAAACAAUGUGCCUUUGAAAAUCUGCUUGAUACGUUCUGGUCUAAACACGAUCCUACUACACCAAAUCGACAGGGGAAUGACGUUGGAACGCAGUACAGAUCUGGAAUAUACUACUACACCCCUGAACAAGAGAAAGUAGCUAAAGAUUCUUUGGAACAACAAGAGAAAGUAUUCGGCAGGAAGAUUGUUACAGAAAUCCUUCCUGCCAAGAAAUUCUACAGGGCUGAGGAGUACCAUCAACAGUACCUUGAGAAAGGCGGUCGAUUUGGUUUCAAGCAAUCUGCUGCUAAGGGAUGCAAUGACCCGAUUCGAUGCUAUGGUUAAUAGUUAAUAAAAAAAAAACCGAGUUUACUGUCAAGGACCAAUAUAUAAAGUUCUUAAAAUGUUUGGAAGUCGAUAGUUUUAUCUGUUAAUACAUUAUCAUAUCAACAAAACUUGUGUUUACUGUAUUGGAGCUUGAAAAUGGGCAUAGGCUUGAAUUAGAGUUGUAUAUUGUCCUCUAUUAUAUGUAUAAUUUUGUUGUAAAGUACUAUGGAGCAAAUGAUGCAGAUCAUGUUUGUUUUGCUUUA